Messenger RNA from Rhopilema esculentum, 2374 nucleotides. RefSeq names its product 4-trimethylaminobutyraldehyde dehydrogenase. Gene Ontology annotation, molecular function: oxidoreductase activity, acting on the aldehyde or oxo group of donors, NAD or NADP as acceptor. NCBI's taxonomy places the organism in Eukaryota, Metazoa, Cnidaria, Scyphozoa, Rhizostomeae, Rhizostomatidae. The record is from RefSeq and is a predicted model, not a curated record.
CGAGAAAAUUUGCACUCACUGCACAUAUCAAGUUCCAUCGCAUAGAAAGGCAACACAUUGAUCCUUGAGCUCGCUGGCCCACACAAAUUGGAGUAUAAACUGUUAAUAAACAUGCUUUCAUAUAAUUUUAGAAUGCUUAGGACACCAAGUAAUUUGUGCUUGUCUUCAGCUUCUUUUGUAAAUACCUUUGUAAGGGCAGCGUCAUUUCAAGCUCAGCUUGCGGAAUUGAAUUUUGUAAACGGACGAAGGUCGAAGCCAAAUGAUGCCGGGAACUGUGAAGUUAUUGAUUCUAUCGAGCCAAGAAGCGGAAAAACUCUUGGACAGUUCUACCUUUCGGGAAGGGAAGAAGUUAGCAGAGCUAUUGACAGUGCAAAAAUUGGACUUGAUAUUUGGAGAAAAAUUUCAGAUUUUGACAAAUCAAGAAUUAUGCAAAAUGCUGCAGGGAUUUUGCGAGAAAGAAAGGCAGACAUUGUAUAUCUUGAUGCCAUUGAUACAGGGCGUGUGAUUUCAGAAUGUGAAAUGGAUGUUGACGCUGCCAUAGAAAGUUUAGAAUUUUAUUCUUCAUUAUUGCAUGUGCCUUUCGGCCAGCAUAUUCCAUUUCAAGAUGGAUCAUUUGCAUAUACAAGAAGAGAGCCUCUUGGUAUCUGUGUUGGUAUCGGGGCUUGGAACUUCCCAUUUCUAAACAUUGCUUGGAAAGUUGCCCCUGCUAUUUCAUGUGGAAAUGCUGUUGUUUAUAAGCCAUCGCCUUUUACACCAGUGUCAAGUGUAAUAUUUGCUGAGGUUCUUCAUGAAGCUGGCCUACCUCCAGGUGUCCUUAAUGUCAUCCAAGGAGGUGCUGAAACUGGUUCUUUGUUGUGCAGGCAUGAGCAUGUUGCAAAAGUUUCAUUCACUGGCAGUGGAACCACAGGCACUAAGAUUAUGCAAGCAUGCGCAGAAGGCAUAAAACGUGUCACCCUAGAGCUUGGUGGAAAGUCUCCUUUGGUAAUAUUUGCUGAUGCAGAAUUGGAAAAUGCUUUAAAUGGAGCAUUGCUUGCCAAUUACCUUACCCAAGGACAGGUUUGUUCAAAUGCUGCACGAGUUUAUGUACAACGACCAAUAUUUGAUGAAUUCUUGGAGAAAAUAGUAAAAAAAGUGAAUAAUAUCACAGUUGGUGACCCACUCAAGCCAAGUUCACAGAUGGGAGCUUUAAUUUCUGAGGAGCAUUUGCAAAAAGUUCUUGGCUACGUUGAUGUUGCAAAGAAAGAAGGUGCAAGAAUACUAUGCGGUGGCGAGCGGAUGCGGCUUGACGACCCAGAGUUACAAAAUGGCUUCUAUAUGUCACCAUGCGUCAUGGAUAAUUGUAAUGACCAGAUGACCAUUGUCAAGGAAGAGCAUUUCGGCCCUGUCAUGUCGGUUCUGGCGUUUGACACAGAAGAAGAGGCAAUUGCACGCUCGAAUGACACAAAAUAUGGUUUGGCGGGAGGGGUUUUCACCAAGGAUCUCCCACGGGCACAUCGCUUCAUUUCAAACCUUCAAGCUGGGUCUUGCUACAUCAACACAUACAAUAUGUACCCUGUUCAGAUACCGUUUGGAGGCUACAAACAGUCUGGAUUUGGCAGGGAAAAUGGAUUGGCUGUUCUUGAUGGUUAUUCACAAGUUAAAUCAGUUUAUGUUGAAAAUAACGAUGUAUCACCACCGUUCUAGAGUUAUAGUAAAACGAGAUUGAUUUAUAAUUGUACCCUAACUCCAAUGAUUCGCUUAUAGAGUAGUGGGCUUAAAAUUUGCAUACCAUCAUCCAAGGAUUUGGCAUACGGUAUUUGUUUCCGCGAUGUUUGAGGGGGAGGGGGGGGAGAUGAAAUAUUCAAAAGCAAAUCGAUUGAUCUACCAAAAAUGUUUACUAAUCUCAACUGCUCUUGAGAGCACAAAAGGGUUUUUACAAAAGCAACUGUACGUACACCGCCUUUGCAAGAAUUUGUUCAGUUUUGCAGCUCUUGCUCAAUGAUAUGAUAAUACAAUAACCAUUUAAUUUCGUAUUGAUUGUAGAGGUCCUUAGCUUGUGGUCAUGGAGAUUCUCCUUAGCUUGUGGUCAUGGGGAUACCAUAAUCCCUUGCGUUUGUAGAAAACCCUGGCUUGCCAGCAUAAUCAUUUGCUAUUGUGAUGUCUAACUAGAGUAAAUCCAGUGAUCUGUAUGUGAUAAAGAGACUACCUUAAAAACCUUAAGGACAGAGGCGAUCUUCCAAAUGGAAUGAAUAGUUGAAUGACUUUAUUCCCAGGAUUUAUGAUCAGAAUUACAGAGCCUAGUGACUAUAUAUCUUAGCCUAAAGGAUAAUAAUCUACUUGAUUGGUUGCUAAAGGGAACUUUGUCAUUUGCUGUUGAGGUGAAUGUAAAAUGAGA